AUGAACCUGAACGCUUUGUUCCAGCAAAUACAGUUCACAGAGAAGCAGGCCAGGGAGAAGAGGAACUUCAUCCAACAAGCUAAAUGCGACAUAAAUAGAGGUUAUGAAAAAAUUAACCAAAUGAAAGAAGAGCUGAGCGCUGCAAAAAUUGACUUAGAAACCAAGGUUCAGCAUCUGUCUGUAAAGCUGUUCAAUGUAGAAAUUCUGAAGAAACGUGAAGACUGCUUAGAAAAACAAAAAGCUGAACUUAUUAAUCAAAGAACCAAUCUUCUUAUCAUCAUGGCAGAUGCAAAGAGAAAAAUUAUUGAAGAGGAAGAUAAUUUUACCAGAGAAGUAACAGAGUUUAACAAUGAAUAUGGACUAACAAGUAAUAGAGAUCUUGUUAUUAAGAAGAAAGUCAAGACUGAAAUAAAUGAUUUAGAGAACGAGGCAGCUUUGUUGAAAAAUGAAAUGGAGUCAAUGGAACAUAAAAAUGUUCAGUUAAAUGCACUCCAGCUGCAGAAGAAUGAAUUAAAGCAGAAUUUAUUUACUCUCCAAAGUGAGCUCAAAGACCUUGAGAAAGUAAUCAGGGAGGCUGAAACAACGACGAAAGGUUUAGAAGCAGAAAAAGUUCAAGUCACUGAAAAACCUCAGACUGAUCCUGAAUGUUUAAGACUUAAGAAAGAAUUGGAAAAAUGCAAAGAUGAUAAUUGGGAAAGCCUCUCUGAGACUCUUCAAACAGAAAUUGAAAUUCUGCAAAUGAAUUUAGCACAAAAGAAGUCUUCAGGGAAGUGA
This is a messenger RNA of Catharus ustulatus (Swainson's thrush), 774 nucleotides long. It is a transcript of the gene CCDC172, whose product is annotated as coiled-coil domain containing 172. The coding region runs from base 1 to 774 and encodes 257 amino acids. The record is from RefSeq and is a predicted model, not a curated record. Gene Ontology annotation, cellular component: cytoplasm. The transcript has 8 exons. NCBI's taxonomy places the organism in Eukaryota, Metazoa, Chordata, Aves, Passeriformes, Turdidae.